UAUAACUCCUAGAAACACAAUCAUCAGUUCACGAUCCAUCACAGAGCACUGACAGAGGAGAAGACUCAUCAGCCAUGCAGAAAACUGGGAUUUUGUGGCUACUCUUGGCUCAUUUUGUCACAUCGGCUCUGCUUUUUGAUGUCAAGAUGAUCAAUGUUUACCCCAACCAUGGCAGCGUAUCUGGAGUGUUCCAAGCAGGGCUAUCCAGUGGCUAUGCCUUCAACGCGUCUGUAGCGAGAAACGUGUGUGAGCAGCUGGGUGUGGUCAUGGCAGACAAGGCGCAGAUGGAAAAGGCUCUCAAGCAUGGCUUUGAGACAUGCAAGUUUGGCUGGAUCGAUGAACAAGUUGCAGUUAUUCCAAGAGUACAACCCAAAGUCUCCUGUGGAAGAGGCGAUGUUGGGAUUGUUACCUGGCGUGCACAUCCAAGCUCAGUAUUUGAUGUCUUCUGUUUCAAUUUAACAGAUUAUGAAGCUCACAUGAAUAAAGCGCAAGAGAGUAUUACUGUCAUGCCUUCAUUUCACACAUCUGGAGCUCAUUCGAUACUAUCCAAAACGACUCAUUCUGCAUCUCAGAACCAUCUAAAGUCGAUGUCCUACUCGUCACCUCAGGACAUUUUGCAGUCCACUUCAUCCAGUCUUCCUAACUCUGAGAACCACUUGCCUGAAUUGCAGGCCUUCAGCAACACAGGUUCUACCACUGCAGUCAGCCUGAUUGCUGUACUCACGACGGUCUUCGCUUUCCUGCUGGUUACUGUGGCUGCUGUCUGUUAUUUCAGAAAGAACAGUGUGGGUCAGUGGAACAAAGCUCAGCAGAAAGAGAACAUAGAAACUAUCAUUUGUGAGAAAACUGACAGCGUGUCGAAGGCUGAGGUGAAAAAGCAACACAAAACAACAUCAAAUCCAAACGAUGUCAAAGUGACCAUCCAACCAUAAAACGAGAAUGGAGCUCCAUCGUAACCAGACACAAUAGAUAGACCAUUGCCCUGUGCUGUGCUAAAAAGGCAUCAUGCAAAUGUAUUUAUUCAAUUGAACAAACUUUUUUUUAAAUUUCCUUUUUUAUCAAAGAUUGUAUGUAGUGUUUUUCUUUUUUAAUAUUUGUACAGUAGACCCAUGUUUAUGGAUAUAAUUGAAAUACCUGUUUUUUAUUUUAUUUUUUAACAAAUGUCUUUUGAUUGCUAGUUUAGUGUGUUCUGAAUUAUUGGCACACUUUAUAAGCAUGAGGGGGGAGACAUUUAUAUUAUAUUAUAUUAUAUUAUAUUAUAUUAUAUUAUAUUAUAUUAUAUUAUAUUAUAUUAUAAUCGGGCAGAAGGAGAAACUAAUUAUCUUUCUUAUAAAAAAAAAAAAUCAUUGUAUUUAUUACAUUUCCUACUGAAACCUAUAAACUCAUCUGUGUUUUUGAUAAACAA
Molecule: messenger RNA, 1405 nt
Organism: Silurus meridionalis
Lineage: Eukaryota; Metazoa; Chordata; Actinopteri; Siluriformes; Siluridae
Gene: lyve1a
Product: lymphatic vessel endothelial hyaluronic receptor 1a
Exons: 6
Coding region: 75-932 (285 amino acids)
Biological process (GO): cell adhesion
Cellular component (GO): plasma membrane
Molecular function (GO): transmembrane signaling receptor activity; hyaluronic acid binding
Source: RefSeq, a predicted model, not a curated record